UGAAUUUGAAGACCUCUCGGUGCCUGUAUCGUGGCUGACCCUGCGCUCUGACCACUCCGACCUCCGACAACUUCACUGUGCAUUACCGUACAAGUGACACACGAACGCUUCUUUCUUUUUCUUUCCUUGCAGCACUUUUUUACUGAACCGCCUUUGGCUGCAAAGUUCUAGCACAUCCUCUGUAAUCUCUCUUGAGUCCUGAACUGUAUUAACCAUUGUGAAGUGUGAAGUCUUGUGUUCAUCCUGCCCUGAUCAGGUCUGACCUUGAUGACUAGAUUAUUACUCUUGUACCUGGACCACGGCUACUGUAUCACCGCUAUUUGGACCGGAGACUCUGUUAUUUGGAUUGUAGACCUGUGGUGAUUUGGAUUGUUAUUAAUUAAACCUUUUAGAGGGUGUUUUUUAUUCUUUAUCCUUUAUUUGAGUCUUCUUUAACUCCCUAGCAUGGUGUUAGCAUCUUAGCUCUAACUCCAGAACGUCUAAAGAACAGGGUACAAUCGAGGAACAAGGGAACAUAAUGUACAUAAUAUAAACUUCUGUAUAAACCACGUCUCAGCGGCGUACUUUAAGGAUCCCUAAUUGAUGCCGAUUGAACGUGCGGUUAAUCAGACCGGUUGUGCUUACUCGACAAACUGCGGAGUGUUUAACAGGGGAAUUUGUGUGCACUAAGUCUCCCACAUCUCUCUCUCUGGGCCUCCCUGCAGCGCAGCUACCCAUUAACAGAAUUACUGCCGUGGGACGGGGUGUUAUUAUCAGGCAGAGGGGCACAAACUAGUGCCUGAGGGCCUGCCUUGGUUUAAGUACGGCUCAUAAACGGGUGUGUCCACCCCUCAGCUUCUUCGUAGCCAAUAGCGGCUCAGGAAAGGCAGCCGGAGGAGACACUUUAACGUGGGCCGCAAGUUUCAGAGUUUCAUCCAAGAGCCGUCUGAGCCUGCCUGUGGGUGUGUGUGUGUGUGUGUGUAAGGUUGGUGUGUGGUGGAGGACGUCACACGUCUAGUGGUUUAUCUCUAAGUGAAGUGCAAGUAGAGUCACGUUUGGACCGGACCGGACCAGACCAGACAGCACAGGCACGGCUACGGACAUGCGCAGAGUUAGCGCUACACGGAGGUGGGCGUGGCAGCAGAUGAUGGCGGAGUGUAUGACCCGUCUAGCUCUCCUCGCCAUGCUGUGUGCUCCUGCUCUCGCACAGCUAGAUUUAAACAGACUUGAUGGUGACUCUGUGUGCCCACCACUGAGGAACGGACAAGAUGACCUCCCAGGUUUCGACCUGAUCACACAGUUACAGUCGGAUGUGACUCCGCUGAAGGGUGUGAGGAAGGUGGAAGGCUCCACAUCUACUCAGUUGGCCUACAGACUCGACCGUGAGGCUAACUUCCAGAUCCCCACCAGGCCGACCUUCCCCAGAGGCUUCCCGGCGGAGUACUCGGUCAUGACCACGUUCCGCAUGAUCAAGAAUACGGUGAACAAAGUGUGGAACCUGUGGCAGGUGGUGGAUGAGGACGGCUUGAAGCAGGUGGGGAUGCGUCUGAAUGGAGACCAGCAGGCCCUCGAGUUCUUCCUCACCACUAUGGACGGAGACCUUCAGACCGUCACUUUCCCGGGUCUCUCUGUGCUCUUCAACACCAAGUGGCACAAAGUGAUGAUCGGCGUGGAGAGCGAGAUGGUUACGCUGUAUGUGGACUGCCAGCCCGUCGACCAAAAGCCAAUUAAGGAGAAGGGUUACGUCAGCACGGAUGGAGACACUCUCUUCGGGAGACUGGAUGCUGAUCCUAGCAGCUCUGUGGUGUUUGAGGUGCAGUGGAUGCUGAUUCACUGUGACCCAAAGAGAGCUCAGAGAGAAAGCUGCACCGAGCUGCCUGUAGCCGAGAUGUAUGCCAAUGCUGAGCCCGACCCCAAACCCAUCCCUGGGCCUGCUGGACCACCGGGUCCUCCAGGAACUCGGGGACCUGCUGGAGAAGACGGUCGUGAUGGAAGAGAUGGUAUUCCAGGAACACCGGGCACUCCUGGUGCAGCCGGCAGUAAAGGGGAAAAGGGUGAGAUUGGUCUGCCAGGACAGAGAGGACUACAGGGACUUCCAGGACCCAGUGGGCCGAUGGGGCCGAUGGGACCGAGAGGACCGGUGGGAGAAAGAGGUCUGCAGGGUUUCCCAGGUCCAGCUGGACCACCUGGACCUGAGACCACCGGACCUCCUGGACCUCCAGGCAAACCCGGUAUCCCAGGAGACGAGGGCAACAUUGGACCUGAGGGCCCAUCUGGUCCCAGAGGAUCCACAGGACUUCCAGGACCUCCAGGCCCACCCGGACCCCCUGGCCCAGCCGGGGUCGGUGGGAAUCCUGAAGGAAGUGGUGAGACUUGUCAGGCUACGUGCCCUGCCGGACCUCAGGGACUUCCAGGCCUGCCAGGCAUGAAGGGACACAGAGGUCUCCCCGGAGUGAACGGAUUGCCAGGUGUCUCAGGUGAAAAGGGAGAUCGAGGUGCUGUAGGAGAACCCGGGCCUCAAGGACGUCAAGGAGAUGAAGGUCUGAGAGGGCCGAUCGGUUACCCCGGAGAACACGGCGAUAAGGGAGAUCGGGGUCCUCCAGGAUUUAACGGCAUUCCCGGACCCACAGGACCUCCAGGAUCUCCGGGUGUGGAAGGUAUCCGAGGACGGGAUGGACCACAGGGGCCUAAGGGUGAUGAGGGUGUAGCUGGUCCCCCAGGUGCCUCAGGUGCCCACGGUCCCAAAGGAGAAACUGGUGAUUCAGGCAGAAACGGACUGGAUGGGGAACCGGGUCUUCCAGGUGAAAAGGGAGAACCUGGACUUCCUGGAGGUAGUGGAAUCAGAGGCAUUGUGGGAAUCCCAGGUUUACCAGGAAAGCAAGGGAUUAUUGGACCUGUGGGUCAAAAGGGUGAGAUUGGAGUUGAUGGUCCUGUAGGUCCAACUGGUCUUCCUGGUAAACCAGGAGAACAGGGAGCUCCUGGAGAAGACGGGAUCCCAGGAGUUAAAGGAGCCACUGGUGACCCGGGGAAGCCGGGACCGAUGGGUCUGACAGGACCGCAGGGAAUCCCGGGUGACAAAGGAGAGCGUGGGGUCAUGGGCCCUCGUGGGAUCAAAGGUCACACAGGUCACAAAGGAGAUCAGGGUGCUGUAGGUCCACUUGGUCCAAAAGGAAGUGAGGGAGCUCCAGGUAUUCCUGGCUUUACGGGAGGUAAAGGUGAUCAGGGUCCUCCAGGCAUUCCUGGAAUCAAGGGAGAUCGAGGAGAGAAAGGACAGAGAGGAGCAACCGGUGCUGAAGGACGUCCAGGACAGCCGGGACACGAGGGAGUCGCCGGACCUCAGGGAGCACCAGGUCUAGAGGGGGACAGAGGAAUAGCGGGACCACCGGGACCACGAGGAUUUCCUGGUCCCAAACUGAGUGAUGAGAAGAUUCGUCAGAUUUGCUCAGCUGUGGUUGAAGAACAUCUGGAUGCUUACAAGAAACAACUGGCGAAGAAGCCACUGCCCAUCGCGGCCCCUGGGGCCCCUGGGCCUGCUGGUCCUCCAGGACCUCCGGGACCUUCUGGAUCUGCUGGAGGAGCCGGACCGAUCGGGCCUCCAGGCCCUCAGGGGCCUCCGGGUUUCUACGGCUUACCUGGAAAACAAGGACCUAAAGGUGACUCUGGGCUAAAAGGAGACAAAGGAGAUAGUGGCGUUGGAGUCCGAGGACCUCCUGGAGAGCCAGGUGUUCAGGGUCCUCCUGGGAAGUCUGGCAUCGGUAAAGACGGUCAGAACGGAGCACGAGGAGAAGCAGGUACUCCGGGUAUCCCAGGCACCCCGGGCAGUAGAGGACCAACAGGUGCCCCUGGCAUGUGCGACCCCUCAGACUGCUUUAGGCCUCAACCUCUUUACGUAAUGAGUGGAAAAAAACCCAUCAGCAUUAAAGGCCCGUGAAUCUGAAAGAAACCUUCAUCCAUCAUCAUCAUCAUCAUCAUCAUUAAUUUCUUCUUCAUCAUCAUCAUCAUCAUCAUCAAUAGCAGCUGAGAGAUUGGAUCCGAUCAUCUUGAAGAGACUCGGACCUUAAUGUUAUGACCCACGUUCCUGACAGCAGCAGCAUGGAGAUUCUUUUCUGUGACUUGUACAUACACACGAAUAAACAAGGGCCAAACAUUUUUAUACAGCUUUUUUUAAUAUAUACAUAAAACACAAGAUGUGAAUACAUGAUAGGAUCGAAGACAUAACCAACAACCGAACCAAAGGUUUAAAACUUAAAACAGCCCAGAAAGUGACGAUCUGGAAACCUGAGUCUGUCUUAGGCACAGCAGAAACGUAAAAGUUGAUGUGUGGCGGUUUUGAGCAAACUAUAAAAAAAGUGUCUUCAGGUUAACUUUACAAUGUGAUGGUGGAUAAUGUCAGUAAAUGUACCAGAAGCUAAGCUAACACUCCAAAAAAAAAAAAAAAACGCUCCAACACUUUGGUGCAACAUCUCAUGCUGAGAGGCUGAAAUAAAAAUU
Messenger RNA from Tachysurus fulvidraco (yellow catfish), 4470 nucleotides. RefSeq names its product collagen alpha-3(IX) chain (gene col9a1c). The transcript is spliced from 38 exons. The record is from RefSeq and is a predicted model, not a curated record. Lineage: Eukaryota; Metazoa; Chordata; Actinopteri; Siluriformes; Bagridae. The coding region runs from base 1082 to 3910 and encodes 942 amino acids.